GGUUUGUCACGACCACUGCCGCCAUUUUUUCGCUGCUGAAUGCGCGAGUUGUUGACAGAACUUGAAGAUCUAACUGUGUGUUAGUGUAUCUGAGAUCUUUCGGAUUUAUUUUUUUUGUUCUAGGGACUACUAGCUCAACGCAAAUCAGAUUGAUUGAUACUACCUGAUCUACAUCUAAUACAAAUCCUCAAGAACUUCUGAUUUCAAAGAGAAGCUCAAGAUUAUUAUGAUGGCGGAAACAGCAGAAGUGGAUGUAGCAGAAGUCAAAGUGGGAGAAAAGUCACCUGACUCACCAUAUGAUCCAGAGGAUACUAUAAAUACCACGAUCACAUCGAUAGACACAACGUUACCGAGUGAUUCGGUAGCAUCACCUCCUCCCCAUACAAACGGUAUCUCAAAUGGAAAAACCAAUGGAUCUGCCGUAGCUGGAAAUGAUGUGCAUAAUUUGAAACAAUACAAGCCUGGUGAACUGGCUUCAUCAGAGACCCUUAGCUCAGUAGACGGCAGUGGAGCGGUCAAACUACGGGAAUGUGACGCCAAGUUCAACCACACCCCCAACACAGUGCAUGGUCUCUUCCACAGGAUACAGAGUGGAUAUCCAGACAGCAUCGCCUUGGCAGUUAAAAGGAAUGGCGAUUGGAAAAAAUGGACGUAUAAACAAUAUUGGGAUGAGAGCAGGGCCGCGGCUAAGUCAUUUCUGAAGCUUGGUCUUGAGAGGUUCCAUGGCGUGGGUAUUAUUGGUUUUAAUGCACCCGAGUGGUUCCUGUCAAGCAUGGGAGCAAUGUUUGCUGGUGGAUUUGGAGUUGGCAUCUACACCACAAACUCUCCAGAGGCAUGCCAGUAUGUGGCAGGUAACUGCAAAGCCAACAUCAUCGUGGUAGAGAACUCCAAACAACUUCAGAAGAUAUUGAAGGUUUGGGAUCAGUUGCCCCACCUGAAGGCAGUUGUCCAGUACACUGGUAAACUGGAUGAAAAGAGGGAGAAUGUGUAUGAGUGGGAAGAUUUCAUGAAGCAAGGAAGUUAUAUGACAGAUGAUGAAUUGGAUCGCAUCAUGCAGAGCCAAGCCCCCAACCAGUGCUGUGCACUCAUCUAUACAUCAGGUACUACAGGCAACCCUAAAGGAGUCAUGAUUAGUCAUGAUAAUUACACCUGGAUUUCUGAACGCUGUCUCUCUCAAGUGGACAUUCCCUUUGGCACCCACAGGGUGGUCAGUUACUUACCGUUGAGUCAUGUAGCAGCUCAGGUCUUUGAUAUCUACUUCCCUCUCCAUCUUGCUGGCACGACUUACUUUGCCCAACCAGAUGCUCUCAAGGGCUCCCUUGUCGACACACUCAAAGAAGUGAGACCGACAAGUUUCCUCGGCGUACCCCGUGUCUGGGAGAAGAUCCAUGAGAAGAUGCGUUCCGUUGGUGCCAAUGUUACUGGAGUGAAGAAACGCAUUAGUGUAUGGGCCAAAGACAUAGGAUACAGAGGCAACGUGGCCAUUGCUAAUAGCUCCAUUAAGCCCAGAAGACCUAACAAAGUGCCAAGACAAACAGUACCGUGGGGAUGGACGGUUGCUAAUCUUGUGGUAUUCAGAAAGGUUAGAUUGGCUCUGGGACUUGACAAAUGCAUGUACAACUUCUCAGCAGGAGCUCCCUUAUCUAUGGAAACACUAGAGUACUUCCUCAGUAUCAAUAUACCUGUCUAUGAUAUCUAUGGCAUGAGCGAAAGCACAGGUCCUCACAGCUUCUGCUUACCAGGUAAAUUCAGGAUUGGUAGUUCAGGGACAACGUUCCCUGGAUCCAAGACCAAGAUCUCAGACCCAGACAGUGACGGUAAUGGUGAGGUGUGCUACUAUGGACGUCAUCUUUUCAUGGGCUAUCUUAACAUGCAAGAGAAGACAGAUGAGGCUAUUGAUGAGGAUGGUUGGCUUCAUUCUGGUGAUUUAGGAUACAUUGAUCAGGAUGGAUUCUUAUUCAUUACAGGAAGAAUUAAAGAGCUAAUCAUCACAGCAGGAGGAGAAAACAUCCCUCCCAUCCCUAUUGAGGAUAUCAUUAAGAAAGAAUGCCCUCUUAUCAGUAACUGUAUGUUGAUUGGAGACAAGAGAAAGUUCCUCUCCAUGCUCGUUUCACUCAAGGUUGUGAUUGAAGAGAAGACUGGUGAGUCUACCCAAACGUUGACAAGAGAAGCUCUUCAGAUCCUCUCUCCGCUUGGUAGCAGUGCUACAACGGUUGAGAUGGCAAAGAAGGAUGACAUCGUCAAGAAAGAGAUCCAGAGGGCAAUCAGCGAGCAUAACAAGUCAGCGACAUCAAGAGCACAGUGCAUACAGAAGUUCCACAUCCUUGAUAAGGACUUCACAGUCGCCGGAGGAGAGCUUGGUCCCACGUUAAAACUGAAGAGACCAAUUGUCAACAAGAUGUACAAAGCUGAGAUCGAUGCGCUAUAUGAAGACGCAGCAACACCGAAGGAUUAACCUCUACUCCUCUAAAAACUUGUUCCCAUGGAAACUACCUGUAAAUAACCUAUGUAAAUAGAUAUGUUAAAGUGCAUUAUUCCAGAUAGCAUAUAUAUUUUGAAAGUAUUGAUGCACACUAGUGAAUUGUAGAUAAGUUGAAUAAUAAAAUUUGAAGCUGUGCACAGACUGAAAGUUACUAGACAUCUUCCAUUUAUCAUUUUUUUAAAUUCCCUUGUUUUACUUUUUUGCGAUAUCAAUAAUUUUGCUUGGGAAUUCAGUAUUUGAUGAUUAACUAUUUACAUUAAUGCGUACUUCUUACAUCUGAUUAAUAGGCUAUUCUGCAUUGUGGGUGCAUACCUCCCUCAACUGAAGCAGGAAGCUAUGCAGGUCUCAUAGAUUUUGAACAUGCUAGGUACAUGUUAAGCGAGCACUUUGUUCUAUACUAUAUUGAAAAUGCAUGCUUGAUUGCAUAUGUAUAAUAUCUGCAAAAGUUUGAAGAUCACAGAUUUAUUGUAAAUUUGCCUAUUAUUUAAAAAACAAAUAUCCUCAAUUAUAUCUAUUGUAUGUAUAGUCUCAAUUGAUAUUAGGGUAAUAUCAGACAACAUCAAUUUCGAUCCUAACAAGAUCUUGUAUUGUUCAUGGAGCAAAUUUGUACAAAUAUUUAUGUUCAAUUAUUUAUUUGAUUUUGCUUGCAGUUUGUUUUGAAUAUACAUGUAAAUCUGCCAGCUUGUUUGGAUUCUGCUUUGAAAUGAAAUUAGUUUGUGGACUUUGUUGUAUAAUGGAGAAAAAUUGUAUUCAACACAAAAUAUUGGGUUGAAAUAUCUUGCCACUUGUAUGUUUCCAUGUGGUAUUAUUAAAAAGGGUAUUUGAAUCUUGCAAUGAUGAUUUGGUGCUGCAAGAUAUUUGUUUUCAAUGUCAUUAAAAAAUCUUGGGGUUUAAAACAAAUUAUGCAGAUUAUUAUAGUUGAAUAGCAAAACAUAUGUGUAAAUGCGUUAUGCAUAAUUAUUUGUUGUUAGGAAC
Messenger RNA from Lytechinus variegatus (green sea urchin), 3457 nucleotides. RefSeq names its product long-chain-fatty-acid--CoA ligase ACSBG2-like. The coding region runs from base 227 to 2455 and encodes 742 amino acids. Gene Ontology annotation, molecular function: long-chain fatty acid-CoA ligase activity. Gene Ontology annotation, cellular component: membrane; endoplasmic reticulum. Lineage: Eukaryota; Metazoa; Echinodermata; Echinoidea; Temnopleuroida; Toxopneustidae. The transcript has 17 exons. The record is from RefSeq and is a predicted model, not a curated record.